AUGCAAGAGAUAAUCUGCUCCGGCUCACCUUACGAGGUUGGCUACAAACAUGGCACUGAUGCAAGAGAGAAAGUGCAUGGAAGCUUGGCUUUCUACACGGAUUACUUCUGGCGAAAGUCGCAAAUGAACUGGGCAACAGCCAGUCUCACCGCCGAGAAAUUCGUGCCCCUGCUGCAGCGCGACUGGCCUGAUUACCUGGAAGAGAUCAAAGGAAUCGCAGAUGGCUCAGAUCUCCCGUUCAGCACGGUUCUGGCGAUGAACAUACGCACAGAGAUUGCAAUGGGACUGAUGGCACAGGAUGGCUGCACGGCAUUCGCCUGGAAGACGGCAGAGGUGUCACUGCUGGCUCAGAACUGGGAUUGGGAGGAAGCCCAACAGAGAAACCUCAUUCAUCUCAGCAUCAAACGUGACGAUGGACGACCAUCGAUCAGCAUGAUGACCGAAGCAGGCAUCAUCGGAAAGGUCGGCCUCAACACAGCUGGGGUUGGCAUCUGUCUCAACGCCAUCCGUGCAAGAGGCGUAGACUAUGGCCGUCUCCCAGUUCAUCUGGCCAUGAGAGCUGUCCUGGAAUCAACGUCUCGAGUCGAGGCGAUUGUAAAGCUCGAGAAAUCGGGUGUUGCUGCGGCUGUACACUUCCUCAUUGGCGAUCAGAGUGGAAGCACAUCGCUGGAAGCCAGCCACAAAGACUUGGUCAAGUUGGAAAUGCAGAGCGGCCGGAUAUGCCAUUCGAAUCAUUUCAUUGCUGACCACACAGACGGUGUUCACGAUACUGUCUUCAGCCAGGACUCACUGGAGCGUAUUGACAGAGCCACCGAGCUUCUGAAUCAAGCCGCCAGCAAAAGCCGAAUGCCGACAGUUGAAUUACUCGAACGCAUGCUAGAGGACGAACAAGGCCUUCCCGGGGCAAUCAACAGAGCAGCUUCCGGCAAGAGCACGACCGCAACAUUGUUCGGCGUAGUUAUGGACCUGGACAAGAAGGAUGUCGAUGGCAAGGAGUAUAUCGACUUCAUCGCCAUGUUCAGCGCAGUCAACAGUGGACACUGCAAUCAGGAGAUCAUGGAUGCUGUGAUGAAGCAGAUGCAGAAGCUGACGCUCAGCAAUCUCGCCACACACACUGCCAGCUGGGGCCCACUCGCGCAACGCCUUUGCAUGCGCUUCGGCUACGAUAAGGUCAUCUCGGGCACGUCCGGGUCUGAAGCAACAGACACAGCUGUCAAGAUUGCCCGCAAGUGGGGAAUUGCAACCAAAGGCAUACGAAAAGAGGAAAUGCUCGUCUUCGGCGUUGGUGAUAGCUUUCACGGCUUGACCUCUGGAGUCUGGAAUUUGCAGAAUGGGACGGCGAAGCGCACUGGAUACGGAUUGGACGACACUCUGCAGACGAAUAUCAAUCCAACGACCGGGAAGGUGUUGCGGUACGGCAAUAUCGAGGACAUAGAGACUUGCCUGAAGACACACCAUGGCCGAACAGCGGCGGUGAUUAUCGAAUGUCUGCAUGGUGGACUGCGAAUGGACGUGGAAGUGCAAUAUUCGAGAGCAGUCUACGACUUGUGUCGUAAGUACGGUAUCCUCUUCAUAGCGGAUGAAGUGCGACAAGGUGCUGGUAAGACGGGGAAAUUCCACUGCUUCGAACACUUGGGUGACGACGUUCAUCCGGAUAUGGUCUGUAUGGGCAAGUCGAUUGCUGGUGGUUUCUACCCGUGCUCGUACGUCUUAGGCACCAACGCUGUCAUGAGCCUCGUUGGCACGGCCGAAAUGGCGUCAACGUUCGGCUUCACUCCCAUCGGCAACGCGGCAACAAACGUGACGCUUGACAUAAUCGACCGGCCUGGGUAUAUGCAGCGAGGCGAAUAUUUUGGGAAGUGGUUUCAGCGUUUGGCAGACAGGUGGAUCGAGGAGUAUGAGUUUGUGAUCGAGGGGGUGGGAUGUGGCAUGGACAUGUGUCUCUACAUCGACGAGGAUCAUUCAACACAGCGGGUUACUGCGAGGAAGGUGGCUGCAUUGUGUGUGCAGAAAGGCCUGCUCGUCGUUCAACAGAAGAACCGGGUAAGGAUGAGUCCGCCAUUGAUCUUGUCCGAUGAGGAGAUGGAGAAAGCAAUGGGGAUCCUGAAGGAUGCUUUAGAUCAGGUGCUGCUGUAUGAGACGGUACCGGGAGAGUUUUGGACAGGUCCAUUGUGA
Cyphellophora attinorum is the source of this 2175-nucleotide messenger RNA. RefSeq names its product Ornithine aminotransferase car2. Gene Ontology annotation, cellular component: cytoplasm. NCBI's taxonomy places the organism in Eukaryota, Fungi, Ascomycota, Eurotiomycetes, Chaetothyriales, Cyphellophoraceae. The coding region runs from base 1 to 2175 and encodes 724 amino acids. The record is from RefSeq and is a predicted model, not a curated record. Gene Ontology annotation, molecular function: identical protein binding; pyridoxal phosphate binding; L-ornithine transaminase activity. The transcript is spliced from 6 exons.